Messenger RNA from Westerdykella ornata, 1420 nucleotides. RefSeq lists its product as uncharacterized. The coding region runs from base 149 to 1387 and encodes 412 amino acids. NCBI's taxonomy places the organism in Eukaryota, Fungi, Ascomycota, Dothideomycetes, Pleosporales, Sporormiaceae. The record is from RefSeq and is a predicted model, not a curated record. The transcript is spliced from 5 exons.
UCUGCAGGCGAAGCGCCUGCUUUUUCUCUUAUUGUCAAACGACUGUUUAUCGCUGCUGCUGUAGAAAGAACGCUUCGCGUCCAGCCACGUCUUUCCAUAUUGUAAAUGCUCGAAGCACUGUCUCUCCAACUGUAUCCGCCACUCUUUCAUGGCAGUCCACGAUAGCGGGUCAAUAUCGAGUCGGGGGAGGGCGCAGACGACUGUGGCGGUGGCUCUUCUGGUUGCCGCUUGGGCGCUUGUCGCUCUUCGUGUUUGGACGAGAACUUAUGUUAUUUCGAAUUUUGGUUGGGAUGACGCGACCAUGAUUCUUGCGGCUAUCUUCUUCAGCGUGUAUUGCAGUGCGAUGCUUCUGCUCGAAGCAAACGGCGGCGGGACCCAUAUUACGGAUAUCUCAGAUAUGAACCAUUUGAUCAAGUACACCCUCAUGGGCCAAACCACUUAUCUCGUCACUGUCAUGGUGCUCAAAAUCUCCUUAGGAAUAUUCUUCGCCCGCAUUGUCAUCAAGCCAUGGCAGUUAUGGAGCAUCUAUGUCUCCAUGGCUACCAACGCCCUCGCAUCCAUGGCCGCCUUCUGCUAUGUUCUCCUCAGAUGUGGCCCCAAUCUUGACCUCUACAUCUACAAGCAACUCUCAGGCAGCUGCAUGCCCCGAACAGUGGAUCGAGUUUUUGCAUAUUCACAAGCAUCUACUACCACCAUUACCAACUGGGUGUUCGCUAUUCUUCCCAUCUUCGUGCUAUGGAAUGCGCAUAUGGACAUUCGGUCAAAGCUAUCCGUGGGAUUUAUCCUCUCCCUGGCUGGAUUUGGUAGUGUCUGCUCCAUGGUCCGCUUCCAGUACGUCGACGGUUUGACCCAAGUCGACGACUUCUUCUGGAACGCAGCCAACAUCGCCAUCUGGUCCACCAUCGAGCCCGGCGUUGGUAUCAUAGCCGGAUGUCUCGCCACUCUCCGACCUCUGUUAAAACGCUUCGUCACCACCGGACGCUCCAUCCGUAGCUCCACUUCCAGGUCUAUUCGUACUGCAUCUCGAUCCUUGCAAUCGCCUAGCGAGACCUCCUCGACGCAGAGAGGUCCAGGAGGAGGCAAUACCACGCGACCUCCGUCAAGGAAAACAGACUGGUACGAUCGCGCUUUCGAGCUCACAGCUACAGACGCGGUGGUCAAGAAUGCAGAGAGCACGGAGUGCAUAUUACCCAAGCUGGAGUGCGAUGAGACCUGGAGCCCAUCGGCGGAGGUGGCCAUAGAGGAAGCUCAGGAGCGAAGUUCAAUUCACCAUUCGCACAGCGCGCGAACGAGCCAGAGUCGGACCCUCAGCUAUGCUGUUUACUACGAGCCAUCCAUGUCACCGGAUCUAGAGACAGGGGACGGCGUGAAAUGGCAGGCAAGAUGAGUUCGGCUGCUUCUUUUUCCCUGCUUUUUCUGC